AGAGAGAAGGAGAGAGUCAUAGAGUGACACGGAGAGAGAGAGAGGAGCGGGAAGCACCGGAGAAGAACCUCCCUCAUUAAAACAUCGGUGUUGCGGUGAUUUUUGCUCUCCACAGCCAGGUUUGUGCGAACCAGCACCGGGCGGAAGAGAAGGUUCCUGUCCCAGGAGCCAGCGCCGGGGAGCGGGAGCAGGAUCGUGACUGACGGAGGCUCCAGUGUCUGUCUCGUCAUGGCAGGACCUGGAGGUGACAUGCAGUGGUGCUUCUCUCAGGUGAAAGGAGCCAUCGAUGAUGACGUAGCUGAAGCGGACAUCAUAUCCACAGUUGAGUUUAACCACACGGGGGAGCUGCUGGCCACGGGAGACAAGGGUGGGCGCGUCGUCAUCUUUCAGCAGGAAAUAGAGAAUAAGAGUCAGCCUCAGUUCCGGAGCGAAUACAAUGUUUACAGCACUUUCCAGAGCCAUGAGCCAGAGUUCGACUACUUGAAGAGUUUGGAAAUUGAAGAGAAGAUCAACAAGAUCCGCUGGCUCCCUCAGAAGAACGCCGCUCAGUUCCUGUUGUCAACUAAUGAUAAGACAAUUAAGUUAUGGAAAAUCAGUGAACGAGACAAGAGACCAGAGGGUUAUAAUCUCAAAGAGGAGGAUGGACGCUACAAAGAUCCAAACACUAUUACGUCACUGCGGGUACCGGUUUUAAUACCCAUGGACCUCAUGGUGGAGGCCAGUCCACGGAGGGUGUUUGCCAAUGCCCACACCUACCAUAUCAACUCUAUCUCAGUCAACAGCGACGAGGAGACCUACCUGUCUGCGGACGACCUCCGCAUCAACCUCUGGAACCUCGAGAUCACUGACCGCAGCUUCAAUAUUGUUGACAUUAAACCAGCCAACAUGGAGGAGCUGACAGAGGUGAUCACGGCGGCCGAGUUCCAUCCUCAUCAGUGUAACACCUUCGUCUACAGCAGCAGCAAAGGAACCAUUCGCCUGUGUGACAUGAGGGCUUCAGCACUUUGUGACAAGCACUCAAAACUGUUCGAGGAGCCAGAGGAUCCCAGCAAUCGCUCCUUCUUCUCCGAGAUCAUAUCCUCGAUCUCGGACGUCAAGUUUAGCCACAACGGACGCUACAUGAUGACCAGAGACUACUUGUCUGUGAAGAUCUGGGACCUGAACAUGGAGAACAGGCCAGUGGAGACCCAUCAGGUUCACGAGUACCUGAGGAGCAAGUUAUGCUCACUCUACGAGAACGACUGCAUCUUUGACAAGUUUGAAUGCUGCUGGAAUGGAAAUGACAGUGUGGUGAUGACCGGCUCAUACAACAACUUCUUCCGGAUGUUCGACCGCGGCCAGAGGCGGGACGUGACCCUGGAGGCGUCCCGGGAAAACAGCAAGCCCAUGCAGGUCCUCAAGCCCCGCAAGGUGUGCGCAGGCGGCAAGCGCAAGAAGGAUGAAAUCAGCGUGGACAGUUUGGACUUCAACAAGAAGAUCCUCCACACGGCCUGGCACCCGCAGGACAACAUCAUCGCAGUGGCCACGACCAACAACCUCUACAUAUUCCAGGAUAAAGUGAACUAACCACAGGGUGAAGGUCUGGCGUGGAUGAUGUCACGUGUACCACCUGCAGCCUCAUCCCGAGUGAUCUGCGGUAACGCCGAUAACCAGCACCCCUGUCCGUUGCUACUGGGUGACCCAGACUGCCACUUUGUUCUAGAUGUGGACAGAGGAAGCCUCGCUCUCGCCCAUCAUCGGCCUCUUCGUGGCAGAGUGACACCUGCCUUGUCGUUUAAGUGAUGUUGUGCCAAUUUCUUUCCUUUUUGGUAUGUUUUUUUUUUUUUUUUUUUUUUGCGAGCCCACCUGCCCUUUUUCUUCCCCUGGGGUAUCAUGGGUAAACCAGUUUAAUUUACUUUAAAAUUCUGAAUACAGACACACUUAUUUUUAUAA
This is a messenger RNA of Limanda limanda (common dab), 1932 nucleotides long. RefSeq names its product protein phosphatase 2, regulatory subunit B, alpha b (gene ppp2r2ab). Gene Ontology annotation, molecular function: protein phosphatase regulator activity; protein binding. Bases 229 to 1566 code for a protein of 445 amino acids. The transcript is spliced from 10 exons. Gene Ontology annotation, cellular component: protein phosphatase type 2A complex; cytosol. Gene Ontology annotation, biological process: peptidyl-serine dephosphorylation. Lineage: Eukaryota; Metazoa; Chordata; Actinopteri; Pleuronectiformes; Pleuronectidae. The record is from RefSeq and is a predicted model, not a curated record.